AUGGCCAGCGAGAACAAUGAUGCCAUUGGGGCCGAAUCUGAAAACAGUGCUGGCCCAGACAGUGCGCACCGAAUGUGCCGGAUUUGCUUCCGCGGUGUGAACGAGGAACGCGGCCAGCUCGUGGCUCCGUGCUCCUGCAAAGGCUCCAUCGGCCUCACUCACAAAUCCUGCCUGGAACGCUGGCUACGACAGCGCCACACGGACCACUGCGACGUCUGCCUUGCACGGUUUAACAUCCGCAAGACGCCUGCCCCACUGUACAAAUUUUUCCGCGUUCCUGAGCACCGCAUGGACGUGAUGCGCAUGGCCGUCAACCUGCUGUCCUGCAUCGGCGACAUCCUCAUACUUGGCUUGGCAUGGACCUACGCGGUUAAAAUUCUCGGCUCCCAGGGAUGCAAGUUUCAUGUAUCUCCUACAGCGGCACUCAGCAUCAUCUGCAGCACCAAGCCCACCCAGCGACAUUAA
Rhipicephalus microplus (southern cattle tick) is the source of this 465-nucleotide messenger RNA. Its product is annotated as E3 ubiquitin-protein ligase MARCHF2-like. Lineage: Eukaryota; Metazoa; Arthropoda; Arachnida; Ixodida; Ixodidae. The record is from RefSeq and is a predicted model, not a curated record.